Alternaria alternata is the source of this 1428-nucleotide messenger RNA. Its product is annotated as integral membrane protein. NCBI's taxonomy places the organism in Eukaryota, Fungi, Ascomycota, Dothideomycetes, Pleosporales, Pleosporaceae. Bases 244 to 1233 code for a protein of 329 amino acids. The record is from RefSeq and is a predicted model, not a curated record. The transcript is spliced from 2 exons. Gene Ontology annotation, biological process: fungal-type cell wall organization. Gene Ontology annotation, cellular component: plasma membrane; cell cortex of cell tip.
AUAGCUCGAGAUCUUCAACAAGGCUCCAUAAAAAUACACGACCGCUGCUGCAGCACGCGCGUAUGAGGUUGCGUUGCCCCGGAUCCAAGGCCUGAACAUUCAUCGACGAAGUGUUUCGGAUAUUCUUCGCUCAUCGUUUGUCUCAAGUUUUCCGUCGUUGGCUGUCCACUUGCUUCUCUUACUAUUCUCCGCUGCAGCGCUUGCUUCUCCUUGAACGCCUGGAAAACCUCCGAAUCGCCUACAAUGGGCAUCUUCUCGCGCCGACGCAAGUCGGAUGAUACCGCCGUCUCACAGACAACGUCGCCAACAGUGGUGCCUGAGCUCAGCAAAGAGCAGAUCAAGCGCGCAACCCGCACACGCAAGAUAUGGGCGCUCACAACCUCCUUCUUUCUCUUCAUCACACUCAUAUUCCUUAUCCUCGUGAACAUUGCGGGCGUACGCAAUAAAGCCGUUAUCAAAAACUGGUACUUCAUCCGGCUCGACUUGAGCCAUAUCGUGCCUGCAAGCGUUCCGAACUUUGCACUCAUCAACACCAUCGCGCAAACACUGGGUCUGCACGAUUUCUACCAAGUCGGGCUAUGGGGAUUCUGCGAGGGAUAUGCGGGCCAAGGCGUGACUUACUGCAGUAAGCCAGAAACGCUGUAUUGGUUCAACCCUGUAGAGAUCCUGCGUAACGAGCUUCUUGCUGGAGCGUCGAUUAACCUUCCCGCUGACAUCAACGAUAUUCUCGACCUCAUUCACCUCGUCUCAAACUGGAUGUUCGGUCUCUUCCUUACCGCAACCGUCUUGUCCUUCGUCCUCAUCUUCGUCAUGCCUAUUUCCAUCUACACGCGUUGGCUCACCCUCGCCGUUGCUAUCCUUGCCUUCCUCAACGCGCUAUUCGUAACAGUCGCCUCCGUCAUUGCGACCGUCAUGUUCAUUAUCUUCCGCAACACUAUCGGUGGUGUGGCUGAGCUAAACAUCUCGGCGGAAAUUGGAGUCACCUUGUUCGCCUUCAUGUGGGUAGCAAGUGCUUUUGCCAUAUUCGCUUGGCUCGUACAGAUGGGACUCUGCUGUUGCUGUGCAUCCAGGAGGGAUGUCAAGAAAGGAAAGAAGAGAGGCAACGAGAAGGCGUACCAUAUGGAUCCUGCUGGCACAGAAGCUGGUGGCAUCAGGGAUACGAACAUGGUCGCCGGCGAGACAAACGAGAAACGCGAGAAGAAGGGUUACCAGUUUUGGAAGCGAUCAGGCUAGGAACCUCUCCCUUCGGCAUUCAACCUCUUCGACCAUGUCACACAUAUGAAUAUCGACUUGGACAUGGAAGUCCCAGGAGCGUAGCUCACGUGCCAUCUGAUGAUUAGCGCAUAAAAAGAGAAAUUUGGAUCCUGUUUUUCGAGCGAGCGCGGCGUUGGUCUGGCAUCUUUGGCAUUUCACGGUACAGCAUAGUAC